AUGCCACGUAAGCUACGUAAGAAUAUACGUAAGAGGAAGGGAGCAUUGAAACAUCCAAAAGUAAGACUGACACCACAACAACAGUUGCAACAACAAAUGCUGAAUGACCCCACUAUGUUGCAACAAAUGUCAAGCAACCCUAUGCUUUUAAGCCGAGUUAUUGGUGCACAGAGUGGAGGUUUAAGAGCGGCACUUUUAGCGAAAAUGGCAGGCUAUGGUGGAGCUGCAGACGGAACAGCUUAUAACCCUCAAAGUCAAAUGAAUUUGAGUUCACUCAAAAAUCAAAUAUCAGAUGUCAAAAAGUCAAACAUAGACAUACAGAAGCAAAUAGGUGAAAACGAAAAGAAACUAGAAUAUGACAGACACACAAAGAAACUCAAUGAGUUAAACGUAGAGAAAAAGAAGAAAGAAGAACAACUGAAAGAACUAAGUACAGAGGAAUAUGCGAAAAAAGUGUCAGAAAAAGCAGCAGAAGUAGCAAAAAUGGAACAAGAUGUUGUAAAUUUGAAAAACCAUACUACUCAAUAUAAAGUACUGAAAGAUGAAGAGAUAAAACAAAAAGCCCUGAAGACAUAUAUGGAUAGCGAUGAGUAUAAAAAAGAAGUUGAAGCAAAUGUAAAGGCAGAAAAACUUUUACAGUUGCAAAACCAAACCGUACAGUAUGAAAACUUAGCACAAGAAAGUAAAAAUAACGACGCAGCCAUGCAAAAGGCAAUGAAAAGCGCAGAAUAUAUAAAAGCUAACAAUGACUGGUUAGAUGCCCAAGCCAACGCUAAAGCAGCCCAGCUUAUAGGGUCAAUAAGGACAAAAAUACAAGCGGAUGAAGACAGUUCAAAUGAAGCUUUAACAAAUGCUGACUUUAAGAAUGCCUUCGAAGCUCUUCAUAGUAAGGUGA
Messenger RNA from Trichomonas vaginalis G3, 895 nucleotides. Its product is annotated as protein of unknown function, DUF4106 family. The annotation marks the transcript as partial. The transcript has a single exon. NCBI's taxonomy places the organism in Eukaryota, Parabasalia, Trichomonadida, Trichomonadidae. The record is from RefSeq and is a predicted model, not a curated record.